Hordeum vulgare subsp. vulgare (domesticated barley) is the source of this 3212-nucleotide messenger RNA. Its product is annotated as protein unc-13 homolog. Lineage: Eukaryota; Viridiplantae; Streptophyta; Magnoliopsida; Poales; Poaceae. The coding region runs from base 30 to 2984 and encodes 984 amino acids. The record is from RefSeq and is a predicted model, not a curated record. The transcript is spliced from 5 exons.
AAACAAAGAAGAAAAAUAAGCCAAAAAGCAUGGGCAGCAUGGCGCGCCUCCUCCCCGACUCCCGCUGCGCCUCCGCCUCCGCCUCCUGGACCUCUUCCCUCUCUUGCGACCUCGCAACUGCCGCCACCACCGUAGUCACCGCAACCUCCUCCUCCGCGAUGCCGCUCGCGGCCCCAUUCCCCGGCCUCGGCGUGCCGCUCUCCGACGCCGACCUCCGCACCACCGCCUACGAGGUCCUCGUCGCCGCCUCCCGCGCCACCGGCGGCAGGCCCCUCAUCUACAUCCCCCAGUCCGCCUCCACCGGCGCCCGUUCUACAUCCUCCACAUCCACCUCGACGUCCUCCUCCGGCCUGCAGCGUUCGCGGACGUCGACGGCGGCCAGCAGGGUGAAGAGGUCGCUCGGGCUCAGUCCCUCGGCGUCGUCUAAGGCCGGGACGGCGGCGCCGCGGAGGCCAGAGACGGUGAUGGAGCUGGUGCGGGUCAACUUACGUGUCACGGAGCAGGCCGACUCCAGGAUCCGCCGCGGGCUUCUCCGCAUCGCCGCCGGCCAGCUAGGUAGACGUGCAGAAUCAAUGAUUUUGCCCUUAGAGUUCCUGCAGCGAUCUAAAGCAUCAGAUUUCCCUGAUCCACAUGAGUACGAGGCCUGGCAGUGUAGGAACUUGAAGCUUCUUGAGGCUGGUUUGCUGGUUCAUCCACUUAUCCCCUUGAGAAAAUCUGACAUUUAUGCACAGACAUUGCGAGAGAUAAUAAGUAGAGCGUAUGAUAAGCCACUUGAAACUGGGAAGAACUUGGAAUCGAUGCAGGAACUAUGCAGUGCGGUGAAGUCCCUUGCUGGUAGGUCCCUAGGUGCAAGUUCUGAUGAAUGUCAUUGGGCAGAUGGCUUUCCAUUGAAUCUCCAUAUCUAUCAAAUGUUGGUAGAAGCUUGCUUUGAUAGUGAAAACGGUACUGUGGUUGAUGAAAUUGAUGAAGUGAUUGGGUUAUUGAAGAAGACUUGGGUUAUUCUUGGGAUUAAUCAAAUGCUUCACAACCUCUGUUUUACCUGGGCGUUGUUCAACCAUUUUGCCACAUCGGACCAAGUAGAUAUUGAGUUACUUUCUGCUGCAGAGAAUCAGUUAAGUGUAGUUGUAAAAGAUGCAAAAACCACAGAAGAUCCAGAUUACUGUGACAUACUGGUCUCCAUUUUGAGUUCCAUAACAGGUUGGACAGAGAAAAGAUUGCUAGCCUACCAUGAAACUUUCAAUGCUAGCAAUAUUGUUUCGAUGCAAGGUAUUGUCGCAAUAGGAAUCUCAGCUGCGAAGAUUCUUCUUGAAGAUAUAUCUCAAAAAUACCCCGGUAAAAGGAAAAAAGAGACUGAUGUGGUGCGUGGCAAGAUUGAAACCUAUAUACGGUCCUCGCUCCGUACUGCUUUUGCUCAAAGAAUGGAUGAGGCAGACUCAAAGCGAUCAUCAAGGAAUCCCGUGCCAGUUCUUGCAAUCCUCGCAAAGGAUAUUAGUGACCUUGCUUCGAAGGAGAAAAAUAUCUACAGUCCAAUACUGAAGAAAUGGCACCCACUUGCUUCAGGUGUUGCAGUUACGACCCUUCAUUCUUGCUUUGGUAAUGAGCUGAAGCAAUUUACGGUUGGGCGUACAAAGUUCACACCAGACACGGCUCAAGUGCUUGAUGCUGCUGAUAAGUUAGAGAAGAAUCUGAUUAAUAUUGCAGUUGAAGACUUUCUGGAUAGUGAUGACGGAGGCAAGUCAUUGAUUAGACAGAUGCCACCGUAUGAAGCUGAAAAUGCAAUUGCUGCUCUUGUCAAAGAUUGGAUGAAAGAACGAGUGGACAAACUUAAAGGAUGGGUUGACCAAAGUUUACAGCAGGAGACAUGGAAUCCAAAAGCUAACAGGCAGAGCUUUGCUCCUUCUUCCAUGAAGAUGCUACGGAUGAUUGAUGAAAUUUUGGAUGCGUUUUUCCAGUUGCCAAUAUCAGUGCACUCUAUUUUGUUUCCUGAUUUAACAGCUGGGCUCGAUGGGAUCAUACAGUAUUAUGUCUCGAAAGCAAAAUCUUGCCAUGGGACCCAGAGUACUGCUACUCCACAACUGCCUCAUUUAACAAGAUGCGAUGUUGGAUCCAAAUUAUUCAAGAAAAAGGAAAAGCCACAUGCUCUUCUGAAUCGCGGAUCGCAAGUUGGAUCUUCUACUGGAAAGUCGGAAGGAUGCGAUCUUCCUGAACUCUGUGUACAAAUAAAUACACUCCACUACAUCCAAACUGAGGUGGAGAAUCUGAAGAAGAAGGCGAAAAAAUGCUUGAGGAACUGUGAAUUAUCUCAGGAUGGUAAUGGUACCACUGAUGGAAUGAACAUCAAGUUUGAGCUAUCUCAGGCAAGUUGCCAAGACGGCAUCCGUCAGCUGUGCGACGCAACAGCGCAUAAGGUGGUAUUCAAUUAUCUGAGUCAUGUCCUUUUGGACACCCUGUAUGUUGGUGGUACUGUGUCAAACAGGGUGGAGCCUUUGUUGAGAGAGCUUCACUCUACCCUUGGGGUGAUAUCUGGCAUAAUGCAUAAUGAGUCGCGGGACCAUCUCAUAACGGCGUUGAUGAAAGCUUCCUUUGAUGGGUUCCUGCUGGUGCUUCUUGCUGGUGGACCUACACGUGCCUUCACACUUCAAGACGCUCAGAUCAUAGAGAAUGAUUUCAGAGCUCUCAGAGGAUUGUACUUAGCAAAUGGUGAUGGCCUGCCACAUGAACUUGUUGACAAGGCUUCACUGGAGGUGAAAAGCGUUCUGCCACUAUUAAGAACGGACACAGAGUCCCUCAUCCAGCGUUUCAAGCAAGCGAUUACUGAACUUCAGGGAUCUCCAACCAAAUCUAGCUUCCCGAAGCCUCCUCGUGUGCCCGCCCAGUGGAGUGCAAAUGACCCGAACACUAUCCUGCGAGUUUUGUGCUACCGGUACGAUGAGGCGGCCACAAAGUUCCUCAAGAAAACAUACAAGUUUCCAAAGAAGCUUUGAUUUGUGUAUGUCUGCUGCCUAUCGCCUAUGCAAAAUUGAGGUAAUAAGGAAACGCUUCCAGUUCUCAUGUUUGUGCUGCCACCGCGUGAAGAAAAAAUUAAGUAGUCAGAUUGUGUGUGUGUGUGUGUGUGUUCAUAAGACGAGUUAUUUUUGCCGAUCCUGGAGUUUUUGUAGGCGUGUCAGCUUGCUUGCGGGUAUCUUGGAAUAAAGCAUAUACUCAUGUGUGAA